AUGGGGUCAUCUGGAAGGAGGAAAUGCUUUGCUAGGUACCAGGCCAUCAGCAACAGCUUGCUCUAUAUGGUCAACAUGUCCACCAAGACUUGCUUCCAGCUGUUGGCUGGGGUUUACUUUGUGGGAAUGAUAGAUGCAUUGACACACACCACACUGACAUUUCAUUCAUGUUUCUGUGGUUCUAAUGAGAUCUAUCACUUCUUCUGUGACGUCCCUCCUCUGCUGUUGCUAUCAUGCUCAGAUACUCAGGUUAAUGAGUUGGUGAUCUUCACUGUGUUUGGAUUCACUGAACUGAGUACUAUCUCAGGAGUUCUUGCCUCUUACUGUUGCAUCAUUUCAUCAGGCUUAAAGAUGCCCUCUACUGACAGGAGGGGGCUUAUGCCCUCUGCUGAGGGGAGGCUCAAAGCUUUCUCUACCUGCACCUCCCACUUAACUGCAGUCGCCAUUUUCCAGGGAACUAUGCUCUUCAUGUACUUCAGACCAAGUUCUUCCUACUCUCUAGAUCAAGACAAGAUAACUUCAUUGUUUUACACCCCAGAGAUCCCCAUGCUGAACCCUCUAAUUUACAGCCUUCGGAACAAGGAUGUGAAAGAGGCUCUAAAGAACCUGAAGAAUAAAAUUUUGUCCUAA
Ochotona curzoniae (black-lipped pika) is the source of this 630-nucleotide messenger RNA. RefSeq names its product olfactory receptor 5W2-like. Gene Ontology annotation, molecular function: odorant binding; olfactory receptor activity. Gene Ontology annotation, biological process: sensory perception of smell; G protein-coupled receptor signaling pathway. The transcript is spliced from 3 exons. Lineage: Eukaryota; Metazoa; Chordata; Mammalia; Lagomorpha; Ochotonidae. The coding region runs from base 1 to 630 and encodes 209 amino acids. Gene Ontology annotation, cellular component: membrane. The record is from RefSeq and is a predicted model, not a curated record.